Messenger RNA from Trichosurus vulpecula (common brushtail), 923 nucleotides. Its product is annotated as nudC domain-containing protein 2-like. The record is from RefSeq and is a predicted model, not a curated record. The transcript has a single exon. Gene Ontology annotation, biological process: protein folding. Gene Ontology annotation, cellular component: cytoplasm. Lineage: Eukaryota; Metazoa; Chordata; Mammalia; Diprotodontia; Phalangeridae. Bases 40 to 513 code for a protein of 157 amino acids.
GUUGGCACUAAGAAAGGGUCACUGGGAUCCGAGGGAAGCAUGUCUGCCCCAUUUGAAGAGCGAAGCGGGGCGGUGCCUUGUGGGACGCCCUGGGGCCAGUGGUACCAGACCCUAGAGCAGGUGUUUAUCGAGGUCCAAGUGCCACCGGGCACUCAUGCUCAAGAGAUCCAGUGUGGCCUGCAGAGUCGACAUGUGGAACUAGCCGUGCGGGGCCAGGAGAUCCUGAAGGGCAAACUCUUUGAUUCUACAAUAGCUGACGAGGGAACGUGGACAUUCGAGGACAGAAAAAUGGUCCACAUAGUUCUUACCAAGACAAAGAGAGAUGCAGCAAAUUGUUGGACCUCUCUCUUAGAAACUGAAUAUGCAGCUGAUCCUUCGGUACAGGACCAAAUGCGAAGGAAACUUAUCCUGGAGAGAUUCCAAAAAGAAAACCCUGGUUUUGACUUCAGCGGAGCAGAAAUCUCAGGAAACUACAGUAAAGGUGGACCAGAUUUUUCUAGUCUUGAAAAAUAAAAACUGCCAUUUUUAACUAUGUUCCAUGGAUCCUAGAAGAUGUUGCCAAUGUAAAAGGAUUGGAUUAUGUGAUUGAAGAAAAUUACAUUUGCCUACACAACUGAAUGAGAAUUGUAAAAAAGAAAAAAAAUUUAAAUAUGACUUCAAAGAAUGCAUUCAAAAUAUAGUUUACAUAGAAAACAUUCUGAAUUUCAAUGGAAAUUUUUUUGGAGAAAUGGAUCUUUUUUUGGACUUACUUUGCUCAGCAGGACAUUUUAAACAGGUCUUGAACUCUUAUUAAUUUGUUAAGCAGUGGGCCAUAAUCAUGCAAAGCUCAAGUGUGCCUUCAGAGGAAAUUAAAUUUUUCUUUGGAAAACUGUAACUCAGAAUAACUGUCAAUAAAGCUUUCUAAUUCCAAAAAUGGAAAAAAA